Cannabis sativa is the source of this 1401-nucleotide messenger RNA. RefSeq names its product GDSL esterase/lipase 1. Gene Ontology annotation, molecular function: lipase activity. The coding region runs from base 127 to 1248 and encodes 373 amino acids. The record is from RefSeq and is a predicted model, not a curated record. Gene Ontology annotation, biological process: lipid metabolic process. NCBI's taxonomy places the organism in Eukaryota, Viridiplantae, Streptophyta, Magnoliopsida, Rosales, Cannabaceae. The transcript is spliced from 5 exons.
AUUAAUUUCUCCUAUAAAUUAUAAUCAAUUCACUCUACGAAGAAACACAUGACAUAUCUAAUCAACAGAUUUGAAGUGAGAGAUCUGUUGGUGACCAAAACCAAAGCCCAAUAAUCCAAGAAUCUAAUGCAUCUCAUCAUGUCAAAGUCAAAAAAUCCUACCAGUACUUGUCUCUUGAUCAUCAUCACCAUAUGGAUAAGCCUUGUAAAUGAAAGCCAGUGCUGUGAUCAAAUUAAGAACAAAAGAGCCUUAUUCGUGUUUGGGGACUCACUAUUUGAUGCUGGCAAUAAUAACUACUUCAACACUGCUCUUCGGGCCAACUAUUUUCCAUAUGGGCAAACUUUUUUCAACUACCCAACUGGCAGAUUUUCUAACGGCCGCUUAAUCCCCGAUUUCGUCGCUGAGUAUGCCAAGUUGCCAUUAAUUCCACCAUAUUUACAUCCUGGUUAUGUUGACUAUACAUCUGGAGUUAACUUUGCAUCUUCUGGAGCUGGUGUUCUGAUUGAAACACACCAACAAUAUGCAUUAAGCCUUAAAAUUCAAGUUGAUUAUUUCAAGAACGUUAGCAAGUUGUUGAGGCAGAAAUUAGGGGAUGAAGAGGCCAUAAGUCUGUUGUCAAGAGCUGUUUACUUGUUCAAUGUAGGAGUCAACGAUUACAUGUCCCUUUUCGACUCCAACUCUACAACCUUUCAAUCCUUCACAACCAAAAAAUAUGUGGGCAUGGUGAUAGGUAACUUAAGCUCAGUGAUUGAGGAAAUAUAUGAGAUAGGAGGAAGAAAAUUUGGGUUUCAAACCGUAAGGCCCAUUGCUUGUGUACCAAACUCAAGAGUUAUUGCAGAAGAAAAAUAUAACAAGUCCUGCUUGGAUCAGGGUACACCAUUUGUACUAUUACACAAUAUACAACUCUCCAAGCUCCUAAAAAAGCUUAAUACUCAACUCAAAGGAUUCAAAUACUCACUUAAUGACUAUUAUACAUUUCUGCAACAAAGAAUAAACCACCCUUCUAAAUAUGGGUUCAAGGAAGGGAUGGUGGGUUGUUGUGGGAGUGGUCCGUACCAGGGGGUUUUCAACUGUGGAGGAAAGAGAGGAAAAGAGUACUUUUUAUGUGGUAAUGUUAGUGAUCAUGUGUUCUUUGACUCUUCUCAUUCAACUGAAAGGGUAUAUCAACAAUUUAUUGAGCAAACAUGGAGUAAGAAGCCAACUCCCAAUGGGUCUUACAAUCUUCAAGAACUAUUUAAAUGGAAUUAAACAUUUGUCAGACUCAUACCGAGAAGAACAUUGCUACGAGGUACUUAUAUAGUGCUGACAUAUUUUUAUUUUUAUAUCAUGUCAAGACUUUAAAACUUUAAUAAGAAUUAUAAAAUUAAAUAUAAUAAAAUAUAUUUAAUUAUGUUAAAGUGA